AUGGAGAAGCAGAGGGCUCUCCCGGCACAACGUUCAUGGAGAAGUCGAGGGCCGGGCCCUGCAGCGUUCAGCCAUCGGAAGGCUUUUUCCCAAGAGCAGUGCCAUGACACCAAGAGACAAGUGCGGGAGUGCUCGAUGAAAGUCGCCCUUCUGUUUCUCUCUUGGGUGCUCUCUGAGCUGGGACUGGGAGCUGCUUCGGAGGAUGCCCAAAGCUGGUGGCAGUGGCCCUGGUCGCUCUUUGCAGGAUUCCGAAAAGAAGACCUUCAAGAGGUCAUUGAGGAGGCCUGUCCGAAGCCAGAAGGUCCUGUUGAAGAGCGUCACGCAGACGCCUUGGAAGUGCUGCUUGCAGAGGAGCGCUGCCCGUUUGUGGCUGCAUUCUUCUCGAGCUCCUCACCGCUGUCCCAGUCGGCAAAGCUUGCCCUGACAGAGCAGAGACUCGCGAGCUCCUUCCCGGCCUUGAGAUAUAUCCGAGUCGAAACUGAGCAGAUGAGCAUUCGCACCUUUCUGCAGUGGGAUAUUAACUACUUGCCCACCUACGUCUUGUUCUGGCCAUCAAACUCAUCAAGCCCCUGGCAGCGCUGGCAAUCCGGAAGGCAUGCCAAUCCGUAUGAUUACGGAGAUGUGUCCGCGUGGAUCGCGCAAGCCACAGGGCUGGUCCCACAGAACAGCUCCCAUCUGUCGGCGGGGCCUGUCCCAGUGCGGGGCAGCCGCUCCUCCCCCCUGGGCUUCGGCUGGGCGCUGGUGGCUAUCGCUGUGCUCCACAGACUUCUCAACCGGCAACCUGUUGAUGGGGCACGAGGCGCAUCGAAAUGCCUCUUCGAGGCUCAAGCAGGCAGUGAAGGAAGCCCCUGGCGCUUGGCCAUGGCAAACGGUGCCCUCAGUGCCCUUGAGCUGCAGUUUCUACGUUCCGGCGGGAAUCCUUUCUUGGGUUUGGUGGGCCCUCAUUCGCCCGAGGCCCUGCUCCAUAUCCUGGGCCUCGUGCUGGUGAUCUUGGACUUCCUAAUAUGGAUCUUGACGCUCGGCCCGGUGUGGAUGCUGCAGAAGACUUUGGCCGGGGUGCCGGAGUUCGCGCGGCCGGUCCGGAAGGCGAAGAUCAACGGCAGCGGCCCGGGCUCGGACGUGUGGCAGGCGACGCAGGCGGCCGAGGAUGGGAAGCUCCUCACGUCUCCGCAUCCAGCGGAGGGCGUCUUCACCGUCUUCCAGAUGCUCGACCGCUCCUUCAAGCGGUAUGCCACGAGCAAGGCGCAGGGCAUCAGACCUCUGCUGUCCUGGAAGAAGGAGGAGGGAUAUCGAUUUCCUGCAAAGGUGUUCGGUCCGACUCAGUGGAGGACCUAUGCAGAGAUGGGCAAGCUUUGCAAGGAGUUCGGAGCUGGGCUCAGAGCGCUUGGCUUGGAGCCGCAGCCUGAAGGUGACUUCGACAGCAUGACUGGGAAGUUCAAGAUUCUCAUGUACGAGGACACCUGUGCAGACUGGCAGAUCUGCGCGUAUGGAGCGCUGACGCAGAACCUAGUAGUUGCCACUUGCUAUGCCACCCUCGGAACUGAUGCGGUCGUCCAUGCGGUCAACGAAGGCGCAGUUACCGCCUUGGUCUGCAACCGAAAAGCUGCCGAGGGGCUCGUGAAGAUGGCCUCCGAGAUGCCUUCCCUGGAGGUCAUCAUCUAUCUGGACAACCUCUGCACGCCGGAUGAGUGCAAGCACCGCCUGACAGCCGCGGGCAGCGUGAAGUUACUGUCACUGCAAGAUGUCGUCGACCUGGGCAAGGCCAACCUCGUGGAGCCUAGCCCUCCGAAGCCGGAAUCUGUGGCAGUUUUGAUGUACACCAGCGGCUCGACAGGGACGCCGAAGGGUGUGGUGCUGCGACACUCGCAGCUUGUUGCCUUUGUUGGAUCUUGUUACAUCCAGUUCGGCGCCUUGAUCUACGAAGGUGGCGAGAUGUUCAUCGGCUAUCUGCCUUUGGCCCACAUUUUGGCGGUCGCUGCAGAGCUGUACUUCUAUUCGACCGGCAACUGCGUGGGCUAUGCCGAUGCCAAGUCCCUGCUUGCAGGUCCCGAGAGGUGCUACCCGCUGGGUGGCCUGCAGGAGUUCAAGCCAACGCUGAUGGCCGGCGUACCCAAGGUUUGGGAGACGAUCAAAAAAGGUGCGGAGGUGAAGGUCGAGAAAAGCGGACCUGUGGUGUCCUUCCUUUUCAAGUUGGCCAUGAAGGUGAAAAAAGUAGCGGUCCGUCAGAACCGGUACACUCCUUUGUUCGACCUUUUGGUUUUCAAGAAGUUUAAGUCCAUGCUUGGUGGCAGCAUGAAGUUUACACUCUCUGGCGGCGGUGCCAUUUCCGGAGAAGUCCAGGAAUGGGUCCGGGCGGCUUUCUCUUGCCCUCUGGUGCAGGGUUACGGGCUCACCGAGACCUGCGGGGGCGCCACGAUCCAGAGCCCCCUGGAUCCCAGCAUCGGGGCCGUGGGCACACCCUUGGCCUCCAUCGAGGUCACUCUACACUCCGAGCCAGAGCUCAGCGACUCCGCCGGCAAGCCUUACCUUUGCACGGAUCAGGCUCACUUCGGGGAUCCUUGCCGCGGCCGUGGCGAAGUCUGGAUCAAAGGCUUGUCCGUUGGAUCUGGUUACUACAAGCUUCCGGACAAGACGGCAGAGGACUUUGACAAGGACGGGUGGUUCCACACAGGCGACAUUGGACUCAUCACGCCAGCAGGUCAAGUCAAGAUCAUUGACCGAAAAAAGAAUCUUGUCAAGCUCAAGGGCGGCGAGUAUGUCGCGCUUGAGAUGAUCAACGUUACCUACAACAACGCAGAUAUCAUCAACGCCGACGCCGGAGGUGUUUGCUGCUUCGCAAGCCACGAAAUCGAUCGGCCGGUACUGCUCGCUCAGUGCAAACGGAAAGAGCUGCUGGAGCUUGCAGCCAAAAGUGGAGUCACUGGAAAAGAUGGCGAAGAACUCUGCAGAGAUCCCAAGGUGAUGGCUGCAGUGAAGGCCGCUCUAGACGUGGUUGCGAAGGCGGGAAAGCUCCCUUCCCUGAUGCAAGCCACGGCUGUCAUGCCCGUGUUGGAGCCAUGGACGCCAGACAACGGCUGUCUCACAGCGACUUCGAAGCUUGUGCCAAAGACAAUCUACAAAGUCCACGAGAAGGCAUCCAACCUCGUCCGCGAGUGCGAUGCUCACCAGUUUCUUGGUUCGUCCGCUCACUCCUGCCAGUUCCACCGGCUUCUGUAG
Messenger RNA from Symbiodinium sp. CCMP2592, 3216 nucleotides. The record is from the annotation of a GenBank genome assembly. Lineage: Eukaryota; Dinophyceae; Suessiales; Symbiodiniaceae.